GUCAAAGUCAUGGAAAAUCAAAGCCAAGUGACUGAGUUCAUUCUCCUGGGACUUACCCAAAAUCCAGGUGUUCAGAAAAUCAUAUUCUUUGUGUUUUUGAUGCUCUAUCUUGCAACCCUUGGGGGAAACCUGCUUAUUAUCGUGACCAUUACUAGCAGCCCCUCGCUCUUUGCUUCCCCUAUGUACUUCUUCUUGGCCUUUCUGUCUGUCUUAGAUGCAUGUUUCUCAUCAGUCUAUGUACCCAAGCUAUUAGUAGACUCUUUUUUUGAGAAGAAAACCAUCUCCUUUGAAGGCUGCAUGACUCAGGUUUUUGCAGAACAUUUUUUUGGUGCUGCUGAGAUGAUUGUUCUCACAGCCAUGGCCUAUGACCGGUAUGUGGCCAUCUGCAAACCUUUACACUAUGUGACCAUCAUGAGUAGGCGUAUAUGUUUAUUACUUGCAGGGGUGGCCUGGGCAGGAGGCUUCCUACACUCUAUCAUCCAAAUGUUCUUCAUUUUGCCAUUACCAUUCUGUGGCCCCAAUGUAAUCAAUCACUUCUUGUGUGACUUGUACCCUUUGCUGGAACUGGCCUGUACUGAUACACAUGAGCUUGGAUUUAUGAUGAUAGCCAAUAGUGGGUUCAUUUGUAUUUUAAUUUUUUUCCUCUUACUUGUCUCCUAUGGGGUCAUCCUGUAUACGCUGCGGAUAUACAGCACAGAAGGACGACGGAAAGCCCUCUCCACUUGUAGUUCCCAUAUUACAGUUGUGCUUAUGUUAUUCAUUCCAUGCAUAUUUGAGUAUGCAAGGCCUCCCAUCACUUUCUCCUUUGAUAAGAUGGUACAAAUAUUUUACACUAUUCUGACACCUUUUUUAAACCCCUUCAUCUAUACCUUUAGAAAUAUGGAGGUAAAAAAUGCCAUGAGGCAAUUGUGUUGUAGUAAAGUAUUUUUUAUUAAAAAAUAA
Messenger RNA from Vombatus ursinus (common wombat), 942 nucleotides. RefSeq names its product olfactory receptor 4C15-like. Gene Ontology annotation, molecular function: olfactory receptor activity; G protein-coupled receptor activity. NCBI's taxonomy places the organism in Eukaryota, Metazoa, Chordata, Mammalia, Diprotodontia, Vombatidae. The coding region runs from base 10 to 942 and encodes 310 amino acids. The record is from RefSeq and is a predicted model, not a curated record. Gene Ontology annotation, biological process: G protein-coupled receptor signaling pathway. The transcript has a single exon. Gene Ontology annotation, cellular component: membrane.